Messenger RNA from Terrapene triunguis (Three-toed box turtle), 4584 nucleotides. It is a transcript of the gene PAK3, whose product is annotated as p21 (RAC1) activated kinase 3. Bases 100 to 1776 code for a protein of 558 amino acids. The transcript is spliced from 16 exons. The record is from RefSeq and is a predicted model, not a curated record. Gene Ontology annotation, cellular component: cytoplasm. Gene Ontology annotation, molecular function: ATP binding; protein serine/threonine kinase activity. NCBI's taxonomy places the organism in Eukaryota, Metazoa, Chordata, Testudines, Emydidae. Gene Ontology annotation, biological process: protein phosphorylation; regulation of MAPK cascade; regulation of axonogenesis.
AGGGGAGGUUGCUUUUGAUGACAAUACCAGACCUCGAAGGUGGACAGUCGGGUGCAGUAUGACAGGACAAAGUGCAGGAGGCUGUGAGGGCUGCUGAAGAUGUCCGAUAGUCUGGAUAUUGAAGAGAAACCUCCAGCCCCUCCGUUGAGAAUGAACAGCAACAAUCGUGAUUCUUCAGCGUUGAACCACAGCUCCAAACCGCUCCCCAUGGCCCCAGAAGAGAAGAACAAGAAGGCCAGGCUGCGCUCCAUCUUCCCAGGAGGAGGGGAUAAAACCAAUAAGAAGAAAGAGAAAGAGCGUCCUGAGAUCUCUCUUCCUUCAGAUUUUGAACAUACGAUUCAUGUGGGGUUUGAUGCAGUCACCGGGGAAUUCACUCCAGAUCUCUAUGGCUCACAGAUGUGCACAGGGAAGCUCCCAGAGGGAAUUCCAGAGCAGUGGGCCAGGCUGUUACAGACCUCCAAUAUAACAAAACUAGAGCAAAAGAAGAAUCCACAAGCUGUUUUAGAUGUUCUCAAAUUCUACGAUUCCAAAGAGACAGUUAACAACCAGAAAUACAUGAGCUUUACUUCAGGAGAUAAGAGCGCCCACGGAUACAUAGCAGCCCAUCCUUCGAGCACAAAAACUGCAUCAGAACCCCCUUUAGCUCCCCCAGUUUCAGAAGAAGAGGAUGAAGAUGAAGAAGAAGAAGAAGAUGACAAUGAACCUCCACCUGUUAUUGCACCACGACCUGAGCAUACAAAAUCAAUCUACACUCGGUCUGUAAUUGAACCUGUUGCUGCACCAGCACUAGUUAAAGAGGCUACGACCCCUCAGCCUGAGAACUCAAACACCAACACUUUGUACAGAAACACGGACCGGCAACGAAAAAAAUCCAAGAUGACGGAUGAAGAGAUCCUAGAGAAAUUGAGAAGCAUUGUGAGUGUUGGUGACCCUAAGAAGAAAUAUACACGAUUUGAAAAAAUUGGUCAAGGGGCAUCGGGUACUGUUUAUACAGCAAUAGACAUUGCCACAGGACAAGAGGUGGCCAUAAAGCAAAUGAAUCUCCAGCAGCAGCCUAAAAAGGAACUAAUUAUUAAUGAAAUCCUGGUCAUGAGGGAAAAUAAGAACUCUAAUAUUGUUAACUAUUUAGACAGCUACCUAGUAGGCGAUGAACUUUGGGUAGUUAUGGAAUACUUAGCAGGAGGCUCUUUAACGGACGUUGUUACUGAGACCUGUAUGGAUGAAGGACAGAUAGCAGCUGUGUGUAGGGAGUGCCUGCAAGCUCUGGAUUUCUUGCAUUCAAACCAAGUGAUCCAUAGAGACAUCAAGAGUGACAACAUUCUUCUCGGGAUGGAUGGAUCUGUCAAAUUGACUGAUUUUGGGUUUUGUGCUCAGAUCACACCUGAGCAGAGCAAACGGAGCACAAUGGUGGGGACUCCCUACUGGAUGGCACCGGAAGUAGUGACAAGGAAAGCAUAUGGCCCCAAAGUUGACAUCUGGUCCUUAGGGAUCAUGGCAAUAGAAAUGGUGGAAGGAGAACCCCCGUACCUUAAUGAAAAUCCUCUCAGGGCUUUGUAUCUGAUAGCUACUAAUGGAACCCCAGAACUUCAGAAUCCUGAGAGACUCUCUGCUGUGUUCCGAGACUUUCUGAACCGCUGUCUGGAAAUGGACGUAGACAGACGAGGGUCUGCCAAGGAGCUUUUACAGCAUCCAUUUUUGAAAUUAGCCAAGCCUCUCUCCAGCCUGACUCCUCUCAUCAUUGCAGCAAAGGAAGCAAUUAAGAACAGCAGCCGCUAGCAGUGUGGACUGGCUUGACCCCGGGCCAGCUCCCUCCAGAGCGGGACUGAACAAAACUCUGUAAAACCUCAAUUCUUGUGCUGCAGGACAGGCAGACAUAAGGACAAACAGUCACAGUCAUGAUGGAGGCCAGCUGUUUUGCAGCUCUUCGAGGACUAGAAACCUAUCACGUGUCUUCUUCCUGCUCUCUGAUUUCUUCAUUUAUUUCUCAGAUGAAACAGGGCCCAAAACCGAGCUGCCAGGCCAGAAAUCACCUUGUUGUCUCAGCCAUCUCCACGGCCAAACAAACUCAGUAGCGAGACUCCCAGUGACCAUCCUGUGCAUUUCACUUUUAAAUGAUUGGUUGGUUCUUAAAGAUUCACAAUCACUUUUCUGAGUUCUUUGGUUUGGUUUGGAACGGAAGAAGGGUCCUCCUGCAUUGAGAAACCUCCUCCAGGCUGAGUUGUCUUUUGAAUACAACCCAUUUGCUAGUAUUUGCCCAUUCAUGGUACCAUUAGAUGGUAAGGAUGAAAGUGAAAGUGCUUUUCCAACCAAAAAUAAAUCACCUGCCGAGCAGGAAGAGCAUCCUGAUGAGAUAUACGCUUUCAACCGUGAACAUACAGAGUUCGGGUCCUUGGCAGCAUGAUUUGUGCAAUUAACAAUGGUACUUUUGCCUUGGUGAGGUUCUUGUAAACUGAAAAGCAGAAAGGUCAGCAAGUUUGCUCAGAAAGGGCUCGUCUGCUACAAAGCUGUAAUGCAAAUGGCGGCCCAGUCUUGCUAGGUGCUGAAUCUCUCCUGCAAAGUGCUCAGCACACAACUUCCCCAGCAGUGCGAUAGACGGGCACUCCCACUGAAGGGAGCUGAGGACGCUCAGCCCCUUUGCAGACGGGAGGCACUCAGCGCCCUGUGGGAUUACACCAGCUAUUCAUAGCAUGAGACCCUAACCAACAGUAGGCUGAAAUCUGCUAUCGGCUGCCUCCAUGCCAAUGCAGCCCUAUUUAAAUUUGGGUUUGCACAGAUUUAAUAGAGGGGCAGAAUUCAGCCUAGCGAUUGUGUGAACCGAGUUUGCCCAUCCCCAUGGCUGGCUUAUGACUGCUGAAAAAGGACAGGUAGCGUCUGUAAAAUUCCCAAUCAAUUAGGCAGCCCAGUGCUCUAAACUGUUACUCCGGUGAGUGCCCUUAGUCAUGUGAAUAAUUCUAUUGAAAAUGUUGGGGCUACUCAAGUAAGAGUUUGCAGGAUUUCAUUCUGCAUGAGCUCUCCUGCCAAUGCAACAAAAGAGGGUGGAGGAAAUGUAUUUAAACAAGGGUUUUGUAGUGCUGGGUGAAGGGAGGGAAAGGUAAAUGCAGUCUAGAGUACAUAAAUACUCUUAGGCCAUAAACUGGGUCAGCCUUUAACUCUCCCCUCAAUGCAUGCACCAAACUCACCUUAAUGCUAGUAUGUGUAUGUCGAGGAGAGAAUAAUGGCUGGAAAUGACUGAGGAUUGUACUGGCUCGUAAAUUUAUUUGUAAAGGAGCAGAAUAGUUUAAUUAACAAUUUGUAUUAUGUGAACGGACAGACCUGGUUGGCUUUCACUCAGCAAAAUAAUGUGUAUGGAAUAUUUGCUGCUGGAUUUUAGGGUUAAUACUACAUUUAAAAAUCAAAGCCCUUCGAAACAACAGUAGGAUGUGGCUAUUGGUAGUGGGGAGCCUGCCUCUGUAAAAAUAAUAAUAAAUCCUCGACUGUAGAUCACCGUGACUUCACAUUUAGUUUUUGAUACUGCAAGGAGCUGAGCGUUCCUGAGAGGUGCUAAGCAUCCUCAACUCAUGUUGUCAUUAGUAAGAGUUAAGGGUGUGCUCAGCCCUUUCCUGGAUUAGGCCUUGAGCCUUCGUUUGGCUUUGGAUUUUAGUGAUAUAUUUGGGUUGUGACUUUCAUUAAUAUUGCCAACUGGCUGACUCUCAUUAUUUGUCCACCUCAGUUUCUUUGGGGCUUGACUGAGGCAGUGUUUAUUAGUUUACCGUACUCAGCUGCUAAUUAACUUUCCCCCAUCUCCUGGGAUGCAGAACAAGUUUUUGUUUUAUGCCCAAAUAAGUAAAGAUUCUUCUUCUUUAGUGGGAUCAUUUUUGUCUUUGUCAACUCAGGUUAGACAUCUAGGAGAUGGGAGUUUAGGCUUCUUUGAAAAUCCAGUGAUUCAAGCUCACGAAGGCCCAACCUUAUUUUGUAAAGAAUCAAUCGUAAAGAAAUGAAUUUAAAUUCCACAUAGAAGUAAAGGGGCAAGUGACAGUUUCUAUUUCCAGGGUAGCUUUUUCUUGUCUUUGUAUCCACAAAGGUGCGUACAUCCGUCCCUUGAAAGGAAAGCACUUUCUGUGGAGCAUUUCUGCUGGAUAUCCAGAACAAAUCUUUUUUGGGAGGUUAUGCUAUUCGAUUUGCUGGGUUUUUUCACUAGUUGUUUUCUUCAGCUAUAAAUAUUUUGCCUUUUUAUCCCAGCUCCACCCUUCAAAGAAAAAAUUAAAAAAGGUAUAAUCAAAGAUAUACACUUCAGAAUGGUGUAUGCUCCAGUGUGUGAAAUAUUGUUGACACUGUCUUUUUAAAUGCAACUGCUUUAAUAAGAGGCCUUAAUUUUUAUUUUAUUUGUAAAAAUAUUUAUUUUAUUUUGCAGCAGCAAAUCCAGAGAUUUUACUUUUUAAAAGGAUUCCUAGCAUGCCGACAAGAUUCAAUAGAAAUCCAGUUCCUGCCAGUGAUUGCAUCCAGCACACAAGCUAUAAUUGCCCAGCUGAGUACUCUGUAAAAGGGACCAAUUACUUUAUGUCCCUUUAUCUAAGGCUACAUCUACACUACAGGGGGGAGUCGAUU